Aureobasidium pullulans EXF-150 is the source of this 1844-nucleotide messenger RNA. RefSeq names its product phosphoesterase-domain-containing protein. Gene Ontology annotation, molecular function: hydrolase activity, acting on ester bonds. Gene Ontology annotation, biological process: phospholipid catabolic process. Lineage: Eukaryota; Fungi; Ascomycota; Dothideomycetes; Dothideales; Saccotheciaceae. The record is from RefSeq and is a predicted model, not a curated record. Bases 323 to 1540 code for a protein of 405 amino acids. The transcript has 2 exons.
GCUUGAACUUCCAACCGACAUGUUUAUUUUCUUGCUAAGGCAGGAGAUUGACACCAGACUCCGCCGUGCCAAUGAGGGCGCGGCUAUUACAUGCCGUCCUGUACAGCUAGGUCCCACGUGUGUAGGGUUCAUGGACACAAGCUCUUCCCACUCGUCCGCCACCUAGCUACGAGUAUUCUAGGAAGGUCGAUUAUCUCCCAAAUGGCGGUAUGUGCUUGCGGCGACGGCAGAGGCAGAGUGCAAUAUGCUAGAUGAUAAAGGUUGUAUUUGCCCGCCCUCAUUCCUAUCGAAGAUCAGUACAACACCAUUCGUUUGAUCUGCGAUGCAUUCUUCUACUCUCGUUUUGUCUGCGCUGGCUCUUUCCAGCCAGGCUGUCGCUGUCAACUUGACUGCGACUGCAGCAGCAGAUGUCGCUGCUGCUAGAGCUUCCGCCCUGACACUCUCCCCAACCUCCAAUGUCAAGGGCAAGGCGUUCGAUCGUUUCGUUGUCAUCUGGCUCGAGAACACCGACUACGACAAAGCCGCCAGUGACCCUAACCUUGUAUGGUUAGCCAAGAAGGGUAUUACACUCAGCAAUUACUUUGGUGUCACCCAUCCCAGUGAGCCUAACUAUGUGGCUGCCAUUGGCGGUGACAACUUUGGCAUGGACAAUGACAAUGUAAACAACUUACCCGGAAAUGUCUCGUCUAUUAUCGACCUUCUUGAGGACAAAGGUAUAUCCUGGUCUCAAUACCAGGAAGAUAUGCCCUACUCUGGAUUCGAAGGCAAGGCCUGGAUCAAUCAACAAACCAAAGCCAAUGACUACGUCCGAAAACAUAACCCCGCUAUCAUUUACGAUGCGAACACCAGCCAGGAAAGACUGGCCAAGAACAAGAACUUGACCCAAUUCUACAGCGACCUUGAAGCCAAGAAGCUGCCGCAAUGGAUGUUCAUCACUCCUAGUAUGCAAAACGAUGGACAUGACACCUCUGUGACCUUUGCUGGUAACUGGACUCGUAGCUUCUUGGAGCCGUUGCUAGAUGAGAAGCAUCAUCAUUUCAUGGCCAACACACUCAUCCUGGUCACCUUCGAUGAGAAUCAUACAUAUACUUCAUCAAAUCGCGUUUUGGGCAUGCUGCUUGGCGACGCAGUUCCGAAGAAGCUCAUUGGUACAACUGACCCUCAAUACUACAACCACUACUCCGAGAUCAGCACAGUCGAGGCCAACUGGAACCUGCACACACUUGGUCGUUGGGACGUUGGCGCCAAUAUUUUCUCUGUCGUUGCCGACCAGACUGGCGACACCAACACUGCAUGGGAUGCAGCUACCAGUGCCAACCCUACGCACUUCUUCAACACUUCUUUCGCUGGUCUUUUCAACUCUGACAGACAAGUUGUCACUCUUCCUCCUCCCAACACCAAGCUUGUCAGAAACGGCCGCAAGGUUCUUGGCAGAAUUGUGCGUACUUGGGGUGACGAAUCACUUCAAAAUCAGACCUACUAUCAGAACACUGUACAGAUCCCUGAUGGCAUGUACCCUCCCCAGGGCUGGGCCAACUAGAGGUUGAUGCUUUUGCGGAAAACAGUCCAUUAAGCCUAUCAUGAGCAAAAAUUCAGACGUAAAACAGUUGGGAACAAAAGCAGAGAGACUCCAGCAAUGAAGACUGCUGUUGACGAAGCUGUGAAAAGGCACAAUCGUUUUCUAUUUCAGGGUCGUUUCCAAUGAGAGAUCGAAAAUCAGUCUGCCUUACUGUGGGCUUCAGAUCCCACAAACUGUUGAGCCUCGUGAUGGUCGUCCAUUGGGCCUGCUAGGAAAAAAGAGGCCAUGCCCCAGUGUUAUCUUUCCUGUAUAUGUCUGUCUUGCU